GCAGCGCGGGCAGGACUGCGGGCGGCGGCGCGGGCAAGAGCGAGCAACGAGCGCCAUUGCAGCGCCUCGCCGUGGGGGUGCUUUUUUGUACUUUGUUUCAAUUUCAAAGUUUCUUUUCAACUCUAUAAGUUCACCGCAUCUCCAAAUGCAAUAUAUCCAACAAUCACUCUCAUCUCACUCACAAAAUGAAUCACGCCAAUAACUUCCCGUUCGAUCAAAACGUCAUUGAUGCGGUGCUCAGACAUGCCCACUUUUCUAGUUUUAACACUAAUAUACAGGGGGGCUGCUCAUAUACACGACGAGUUUGCCCCGCUCUCGGGGUCCAACGACAGUCCCUACCAACUGUCGGCCGUAAAUAUGGACGACUACGACAUUUCUAAAUUGGAGCCCAUCACCAAGGGCCAGAGCAAAGCGAAGGUAAAAAAGAAUGAUGGGCCAACAAAGUGUACCCCGGCGGAAAGUUUGGCAUUAGCGAAGUUCUACAUCGAUGUGUCAGAGGAUGCCAUCAUCGGGAACUACCAGAAACACCAAUUGUUUUGGGAGCGUGUUGUGGAGAAGUACAAUGCUGGGAGGCCCAAAGCUACGCCCGAACGUGACCGGGAGAUGCUUCGGAAACACUAGGGGGAUGUGCAUAGGAUACAUCAUUGAUGUCACAGAGUGAGCUAAAGAUGCAUAACGACAUGAUCGACGCGACCUAGGCCAGAAUCACUCGAGCAAUGUAGUAGUACUUGUUUUCCAAUUUUUUAAUUUUCAACUAUUUUAAAUUUUUCAUCUCGAGCAAUGUAGUAGUAUUUUCAUCUUUAAUUUAACUUUUAAGCAUGUUAAAUUUCCUCCCUUUUAUUAAUGAAGUAUUUCGUACUAC
Messenger RNA from Cuscuta campestris, 862 nucleotides. NCBI's taxonomy places the organism in Eukaryota, Viridiplantae, Streptophyta, Magnoliopsida, Solanales, Convolvulaceae. The record is from the annotation of a GenBank genome assembly.